GGACUGACAUUUUAUUGCGAUCAUUGAAUAUAUAUGUACAGUAAAUUAUAAUUAUAUGUAUGUAUAAUUUUUAGAUCAUUUGUAUGUGUAUAUAAUUUGACAAAUAACUAUUAGUUUAUUCUGUGGGCCGGGCCCACCAAGAGGAGGAGAUGUUUAUAUACACAGACUCAUCUCGUUCAAAACAAACAGAGCGCUCUCUCUGGCGCCAUUAGCAGAGGAUCUUCUACAGCUCCUUCUCCGCUCUUCUGCUUCCCAUGGACAUGGUUAAUCUUUCUGUGAGAAAGCUAGCCAACAGAAUUGGAAUUUCUGAGGGCUAUGCUACUGUCCUCCUCCUCUUAAAUGACUGGGAUGAAGCCGCUAUUGUUGAAGAGUGGAACCAAGCUGACAAUGAUCUUGCGACCAGAUCAGGGAUUGUAGUUUCUGCACAGUAUUUGACAAGUGAAGGGUUUUGUGAAUCUUGCGAGACUCACACCAGCUGCAAAACCUACGGGUGCUCUCAUUUACUCUGUAGAAUCUGUGUCAAAGAUUACGUGGAACAAAACAUCAGGUCCGGCACGCUGAAUGUUAAAUGCCUUAUCUCUUGAUGCAACAAAAACAUGUCAUGUUCUCGAUUCCUUGAUGACGUUUCUCUGGACUGCAAAAAUUACUUCAACGCUGCUCUGGCUGAGAAUUACAGUCUCUCUAAAUCCAAAAAUGCAGUUCAGAACCCGAUUGCUUCUCUAAAAGGGCUUGUUGCGUAUCUCCGAACUAACAAGUGGAACUUUGUUUCAAGUGCUGCUACAUUUCUCCAAAGUAACAUGUGGACACUACUUUCAAGCUUGGUAUUUGCGAUAUUAGUUUGUCAACAGUUCUGCGGUGGAAUCACGUUUACGUGUGUGGGAGUGUACUCUGCCAUGUGUCCAGUGGCUAGAUAUGUUUGCUGGGGACAUAUGAUGAAGCUGAUCUUCGCAUUCUUCUUCUACAAACUUGUGACGACAAACUCUGUCUUUACGGCUGCUGCAUUUUCUUCCGCCGCCACACUUGUGCUCAUCUUUGCGGCUAUAGUUGGAUUGGUACGUCGUUGUUUCCAGAUUGUUAUGAGGAUUUUCAGAUAUAUCUCUUCGGCGUAUGUCUCUUCUAUUUUCCGUGUCGCCGGGAACUCUGAUUUCGUGUGGGAGAAGUUUAUACCCUCUGUUUACGGCCGCCUUAUCUCUAGCUCGACUCAUCUGAGUUUCUCCUCCAAAAAGGAGCUCUAUCGUUGUCUCUGUGAAUCAAUUCUCAUCGAUAAUGGCAGAAAGAUAUUCAAGAUAGAGAAGCUUACUAGGAAGAUAACGUAUGUUCUGUCGGCAAGAGAUCGUUCCAUAACUUGGGGCGAUCAACGACAUUACUGGUCUUGGAGCCAUCGAUCAGAUUCAAAGUCAACUUUAAAAAAUUUUAAACUAUAUUAUAAGGAUCCGACUUAUAAUGGACAGGUUAGAAAUCACCGGAAAAAUCCAAACCGGAGUUUUAUCGCCGAACACGAGUUACGGAGCUUAUCUGAUUAUGAAAGUGAAGAGCAUAUGGACUAGACUUAGUACCGGCUGAUACUUAGAUAAAAGUGGGAAAUGGUGAGAAGAAAACGAAAACGAGUUUUCUCAGUUGCUUAGAUAACAAGAAACAACAAAUGGAGAGGAUGGCCAAGAAAGACGAGAUCAUCGGAACUCAUCGGAAGGAGCUGAAGAUGCGAGAAGACGGGUGGAUGGAGAUAGAGCUCGGAAAGUUCGAGACAGGACAAGGUGAAGAGGAGGAGGAGGUUGUGAUGAGUCUAACCGAAGUGAAAGGCUAUCAGUUGAAGGGUGGAAUUAUUAUUGAUGGGGUUGAAGUCAGGCCUAAACCUCAAAAGUGAGGGACACUAGCUUCUAAACUAAAGAUGAGUGCCAAAUAUUGGGUUAAUUAAGCUAAUAAUUGUGUUUAGUUUUGGGUGGAAAAUUGUAAGAUGAGAAAAUUAAUGUGUUUGUUAGUCGUUAUCACUGAAUAAUCUUUCAUUA
This is a messenger RNA of Brassica oleracea var. oleracea, 2006 nucleotides long. RefSeq lists its product as uncharacterized. The transcript is spliced from 11 exons. Lineage: Eukaryota; Viridiplantae; Streptophyta; Magnoliopsida; Brassicales; Brassicaceae. The record is from RefSeq and is a predicted model, not a curated record. Bases 597 to 1547 code for a protein of 316 amino acids.